Paraphaeosphaeria sporulosa is the source of this 1131-nucleotide messenger RNA. RefSeq lists its product as uncharacterized. The record is from RefSeq and is a predicted model, not a curated record. The transcript has 3 exons. Bases 102 to 1085 code for a protein of 327 amino acids. Lineage: Eukaryota; Fungi; Ascomycota; Dothideomycetes; Pleosporales; Didymosphaeriaceae.
CCACUAUUUAAUAUCUUGAGUACCCGCUGCAAGGUGUAAUCCAAUUCAAUUUUGCUGAGGGACGAGCAGAACCGUCACUUUAAUUCUGCUUCUCACAAAAGAUGGUCAAGAUCAUCCGAUAUUACUCGAGCACUCUCGAAUGGACAAAGCUGCCGCAGUCCAAAAACGAACCAGUCAUGUCCGGUCGAAUCCAUGACGUAGAUAUGGAAGGCAUUGAGGCAGCCAUGGAGGAUAAGCUCGUUCUACGACAGGGUUUGCGACGCAAACGAAGCCGUGCCGAUUCGUCGGGAUUUGUGGAUAUUGAAGAGACGGCUGCAAAGCGGGUCAAAGUACCCGAGCUCAAGAGAGUUCAACCUGAGCAGUUUCCCGCCUUUACCGGAACGAUCACCAUCCAUGUCAAGAAUAAAGGCAGAAAGCGCAAGCCAUUAUCACUUCAUAUCGAAAGAGAUAGAGUAUCGUCUGGAUUCAUUGCCCGAUCUGUGUCGAAUUCCUUCUCUGAUUGGAUAGCCACGGUCCCGAAACCAAUCGAUUUGACCCACGAAGAUCCCUUACUUGUCAAACACUAUGUGAAGUGGGCAAACACGCGAACCAUUGGCACGCGGAAGAAACAGCGAUUGGUAUCCCUGCAGGAAAAGAGCCGACCAGACUACAAAGAAAGUUUGACGCUAGACACAGAGCAGCUUGCGCUUUGCUAUGGCCUAGGAGAGCGUCUAGAAGACGCAGCAUAUCGCAAUGCGCUUCUGUUUACAAUGCGAUACUAUCUGGUGAAAGAGGAAGCCUUCCCUAGCGAUCGGACAGUUGCCAUUAUAUAUGAGCAGACGAAGAGGCGCUCGCCGGCCAGGAAAUUGAUGGUCGACUUUUGGGCAUAUGCUGGAAAUAUAUCGUGGCUGGAAGGCAGGGACGUUGAAUUCUCAGUAUGCCUGGAUUUCUUUGAGGAUCUUUUUCCAGCACUACUCCGGGCGAGGGCAAAGCCGGAGAAAGCAACUUGGCCGUGGGCAGACAAUGCGGAUGCUUACUUGGUCGCUGGUGGAGAGGCACAAACCGAAGAAGGAAUUAUGUUCAAGGAAAAAUCGAUGGAAAUGUGAGUGGGUAGGGAAGUGGACCGCCGGUUGUGUUUAGCAAACGUGCUCU